ACUGUCUCGCGAGAAGAGACUUGUGACGUCGGGAUAAGCUGUCAGUCAGAAGCAAGGCUCUGGAUAGCAAGGCGUCGUGGGACGAUUAAGCAGAGACACGGGACUGCGGGUCUUGUUAAGAAAAUCGUGCCAACUCUUGGGAGGACUGACGGAUCACUAGAUUUACACAUUGGGACGAAAAAAUAUGGAAUAUUUUUUACAGCUGACUGAACAUACCCAAAGGAACUUUAUUGACAGUACUUUGAAAAUCCUCAGUUAGCAGUUUGUUCAUUCUCUUAAAACAAACCAGCAAUUUCCAGAUAGAGCUCAUCAUUGUUUCCACUGCUCUGCCUGGCACAUGUUUGGCUGUCAAGCCCAGUCUAUUUAAUUUUCUCUUUCUACUACCUUAUAAUUAUUUUUUUUUAUUUGUGACCCAAAGAAAUACAUCAAAAUGGUUCUGGAUGAGUACUUGUGGAUGGUUAUUGUUGGCUUUAUUAUUGCUUUUGUCUUGGCCUUUUCAGUUGGAGCAAACGAUGUGGCCAAUUCAUUUGGCACAGCUGUGGGGUCUGGUGUGGUAACAUUAAGACAGGCCUGCAUAUUGGCUUCAAUUUUUGAAACAACUGGUUCUGUAUUACUUGGAGCUAAAGUGGGAGAAACUAUUCGAAAGGGAAUUAUUGAUGUAAACCUCUACAACAACACAGUGGACCUACUCAUGGCUGGAGAAGUUAGUGCAAUGGUUGGUUCUGCUGUUUGGCAGCUGAUUGCAUCUUUCUUGAAACUUCCAAUCUCUGGCACUCACUGCAUUGUUGGUGCAACUAUUGGCUUCUCACUUGUUGCAAUUGGUACACAUGGUGUUCAGUGGAUGCAGCUUGUCAAGAUUGUUGCCUCCUGGUUCAUUUCACCCCUGUUGUCGGGUCUGAUGUCUGGUGCACUGUUUUUGAUGAUAAAGUUCUUCAUCUUGAAUAAGGAGGAUCCGGUGCCCAAUGGACUUAAAGCACUUCCAGUGUUUUAUGCUGCUACAAUAGGAAUUAAUGUUUUUUCUAUAUUGUUUACUGGGGCCCCUUUGUUAGGACUACAAUCCUUUCCAGUGUGGGGCACUGCUCUGCUGUCAAUAGGCAUUGCUAUCAUCUUUGCACUAGUAGUUUGGUUCUUGGUUUGCCCAUGGAUGAAAAAGAAAAUCGCAAGUCGAUUGAAGAAAGAAGGAGCAAUGUUAGGUAUAUCAGAGGAAAGUCUUGAUAAAAUCCAAGAUGAAGAGACUUCUGUAUUUAAAGAAUUGCCUGGUGCAAAGGGAAAUGAUGAAAGUGUGUUACCUCUCACAAGCUCUUCCACUGAGGUAGCUGUUGCCUCUGAUUCUGUAUCAAAUGGAAACACUAGAGUGCCAUAUGGAAGAGCUGCUUCAAUGACAAAUGGGUCCAUUCGAUCCCCUAUUUCCAAUGGUACAUUUAAUUUUGAUGGCCACACAGUGAAAAGUGAUGCUCAUGUGUAUCACACCGUGCAUAAGGAUUCUGGGUUGUACAAGGACUUAUUGCACAAUAUACACCUCGACAGAGUAAAAGUUGACCGCCCUGCUGCUGACAAUAACUACCGGGUACUGAGGCGCAACAACAGCUACACUUGUUACACUGCUGCUAUUUGUGGUGUGCCAGUACAUUCAACUUUUAAGUCAUCUGAUGUAGCCAUGCCUGAAGAUAGUGAAAAGCUAGUUGGAGAUACAGUAUCUUACUCCAAAAAACGGGUACGCUAUGACAGCUAUUCCAGUUAUUGCAAUGCAGUUGCUGAAGCAGAAAUUGAAGCAGAAGAAGGUGGUAUAGAGAUGAAGCUUGCUACAGAACUAGCUGACCCAAAUCCACCUCAAGAUGAUUCACUGGAAGAGGACAAGGAAGAGAAGGAAAAGUCAGAAGUCCAUCUCCUUUUUCACUUUCUCCAGAUUUUGACAGCUUGUUUUGGAUCCUUUGCCCAUGGUGGAAAUGAUGUUAGCAAUGCAAUUGGACCACUUGUUGCUUUGUGGCUGAUUUAUCAACAAGGAGGAGUAAUGCAAGAAGCCUCUACCCCUGUCUGGUUGUUAUUAUAUGGAGGAGUUGGCAUCUGCGCUGGCCUCUGGGUAUGGGGUCGAAGAGUAAUUCAGACCAUGGGAAAAGACCUUACCCCAAUUACACCCUCCAGUGGAUUCACUAUUGAGUUGGCUUCAGCGUUCACAGUUGUGGUAGCUUCCAAUAUUGGACUCCCUAUCAGUACCACACACUGCAAGGUUGGAUCCGUGGUUGCUGUGGGGUGGAUUCGCUCGCGUAAAGCUGUUGAUUGGCAUUUAUUCCGUAACAUCUUUUUGGCCUGGUUUGUCACUGUCCCAGUAGCUGGUUUAUUCAGUGCAGGAGUCAUGGCAAUCUUUCAGUAUGGCAUUCUUCCAUAUGUUUGACAUCUAUUAACUGUAGAAACAAAAGUUUAGUGCAUAAUGUAAAACACCUAGCGCUACAGCAAUACUUUGGGAUGUCUGCUUUGAAGCCCAGCAUAUGAGGAAUGAGAACAGACAAGCCCUAUUUACUCAUCAAAGCAUCAUCUUGGUGUAACUAUUCUAUCUGCUGUAUAUAAUGUCAUAUUGGUGACAUGGUGCGAUGUGGCUCAUUACUACUAUUUAAAAUAAAUAUAUAUAUUCGUAUCGUAGGUAACACUACCAGUGUAUUAUAAUUUGGGAUGGGAGUAAUGUGCCUAGACUUUUUUUUUUUUCCUAGAUAAAAGCUGUACAUAAUGUAAUAUUUUUGUGAGGGUUAUUUUUUUUUUUAAUCUUGAAAAUGGUGUGGAUUAUAAAAGCUCAAGUCUACUCUAAACGAGGUACAGAAGAUAUCAUUCAUACAUUUUUUGUAAACUUGUAUUGAAGUUUGUGAUGAUCUGAAUGCUAAAUAGAGAUACUGGAACAAACAAAUUGCCUUUUGAAAAAUCAGCAUAUAAUUACAUUUGUAUGUAUUAUACUGUAAUUUCAACUGUAAAUAUGUAUAAGCAUAUGUUUUGGUGCAUUUCCCAUUAAUGCGUUGGAAUAAGAAUAUAGGAUGAACCAAAGAAAGUGUGUCGUUUGCUUGACAGGAGUUUGUAUUUGUCAUAUCAAAGGAUUUUCCAAGCAAUACUGUACAACCUGAAGAUUCUUAUAUUUGCCAUUUGUAACAUCAAAUAUAUACAGUUUAAUUUAAUUUUGUAAUAAUAGGUGAAUCAUUGAAUAUCUUACCUGUUGGGGAAUAUUUGAGAAUUUAGUCUGAUUAUAUUUAUGUUUCAAGUUUGGCUAAUCUGGCACCAGUUAGAGCUGUAACGAUGCAAAGUAAGAACAUGUGGAGAAACUUUUGCAUUAACGCACAUAUACCAGCACCUUCUUUUUAUCAACAAUGGAUAGCUUUAAAUAGUAUUGAGUACAUCAUGUUAGCAAAUAUAAAAUAAAUGGCCUAGCAAUCACUGGAAAAACAGCAAUGGUAUGCUGUUUCUAAAUCGAGCUAUACUAGUUUGAAAUCUAAAAUCCUCUAUUCAAUGUGCCAAAAUUUUUAGUGAAGCAGUGGCCUUCAAAAUACAUUUACACCUCAUAUCCAAACCUUUUCAAUUCAUAUCAGGAACACUAAAAAAUCAUGUACAAAUGAAAUAUUAAUAGACUAGUAGUACAUAGUCUAUUAUAACAUGCUUUUACUACCAUGAUCUAGAACAUAAUGUUGAAUGUAGGUUAUUAAUUUCUGUAUGUAUCAUUUAUAACUAUGACAAUGAAGUAAAGGUUGAUCAUUCGAUUAUAUCACAGUUUAAUUCCUAAUGAUGAUUAUCACAGUUGAAGUACUAGGAUGGGAAAGAAACAAAAUGAAAAAUGUCUCUGUCCUAAUGAGCAUCUUUGUUUUCUCCCAGCAUUGUUUUAAAAAAACAAUGCUUUGCACAAAUUUGAAGCUUAUAUCAAAUUUAUAAGCUUACUUUAAAAAAAAAAAAUCUGUAGACUUUUUUAUGUGACAGAACAAAAUUUGCUUUUCUUUCCCUUUAAAAAUUAAAGUGAAGACACAACUAUUUCAAACAUUUUCUCAGCAAUUUGUUUUUCUCUACUGCCUCAGUAUGAAAAAUAAACUAUUAUUAAGGCAUUCACUGAGGAUAAACAUCCAUAGUAUUAAAAAAGAGAGAACCUGAAUUGUGUGCAAGUUGUGGAUGUUGUGUGCUGACUGCUACUUUUGUGAAGGCUUAAAUGUCCAUUUGGGGAGUGGGGAUCAUGCAUUUAACCUCUGCUUUCUAUGUUUUGUACUUAGCUUUUAGACAUCUACAUUUGUUACUAACCUCUGGACUGUAUACAUUAAAAACUGUUUUGUUACACUUCGACAUGUUACAAAUUGAAAAGCAAUACUACUGCAAUUGUUUUCCUAUUCAUUUUGCAAUAUUUGUAUGUAACUAUACUGAUAGAAUUCAUAUUUCACAGGUUUCAUGAUUCGAAUGCUUAAAGGAGAAUUCAACCUGUAAUUAAAAUAAAAACUGCACAUUGGGUGAGUAAAAAAUUAAGGGCAUUUGCCCAUGGGGCAGGUAGGCUGGAGGGAGGGGGUCUACCCAGAGUAGGGGGGGUUUAUUACAGGUUGAAUUCUCCUGAUCUGCACAACAUACAGUAAAUGUAAGGGCUACUCUACACUGGUGAUUUAGUUGCCAUAAACUCAUUUGCUUGAUUCAUGUGAUAUGUGUGGGAUUUAAUCCUCACCUUCAAAAGUUUCCUUUUUCAGAUUAAAAAACGCUUCUCAAAAAUGCUGCUUUGGCAUGGAAGGGAAAUUGUAUAUUGUUCUAUACCCCAAAAACAUGUUGACAAGUUCCGUAAAGUAUCAUUAAUUGUGCUUGUCUAAUGUUCAAAUGGGGAAUUUUACACAACCUUGGACAUAUCAUGUAUCUUGUAUUCAGUCAUGCUGUAGUAAAGACCAUUAAAGCUUUAUAUAUAUACAGGGAAAUAUUCCCCAUGAAAUCUGUUAAUAUAUCUAGCCAAAAUCUCCAGUGUAGACUAGGUCAGAUAAAAAUAAUGGUAAUCUAAGUUCAGACAUUGUUAUACUAUUGGGCUGUCUACCAUUUUGGGUUUUGGAUUUAGUAUCAUGUUACCAUUAAAAUGCUGCUAUUUUUUCAUUAUAAAAUCUUCUGUCAGCAUUUAUGAUAUUUUUUGUUUUACAUUCAUUCUAUGUUAUAUUCUGUUUAACAAAGACAUGUUGUUAUAAUACUACACAGCAUUGGAUUAGCCAGAAAUGAGAAGUUCAAACAAUAGUCAGUGUGUACAUGUGAGUGCAUCUACUUCUGAACAAACUAUACAGCAUAUUUCUACACCUCAGUGCCAAAUGCCCUGUUUGCAUGGUCCAAAAAGAAUGUGGCUGUGAAGCACUUUUCACAUCUAUGCUCCUGAAAUUACUUUUUUUUUUUUUUCUUUAACAUAUGAGUAUAACUACUACUGCUUUUCUGCACUGUCUUGGUAACAAGGCCAGAACCUAUGAGUGAUCCUAAGAGUCCCACAAAUUAAGUCCCAAAUUACUUCUCUGGGGCACCUUGCACUUGUGCCUAUACCUUGAGCAGUGGUGCUCUGCAGCUGCUCAUUUUUUUUCUUUUGUCUCAGAAAGCAUACAUGCACAGUGGCAGCUGCAACAUUAAAGUAGUAUUUAGAUGCUGUACAUCCGUGCAGCCGUUUGCAGCUAGUUUGUCAUCAUUGUACAGGAGCAGAUUUGUUUAUUGGUUUAAGGGGCUGAAUUAAUCUAUUUGAAUGAAUCCUGUAUAAUAGUGCUAGUGUUUUGGGAACAUUUGCUAUCCAUUUCAGCGGAAUGAAUAAGAUGAUAUUUUUGUUUUAAUUACACAGGAUCUUUUGCCAUGUGUAUACAGUAGUAAGUGGCAGUUAAAUGAAGCUCAUGAGUGCAGGGACCCUGCUGAACAGAAUCUAUUUUUGUAUGUCUUGUCAUUCCCAGUACUUUUUGUCAUGUGAUUAUUUUUAAGCCAGUGCAUUGCUGACCUUUGUCAGUUUAAGUGUGUCAUAAAUAUAUAUAUAUAGUUAUAAAUGCAUACAAGAAGGACUGCUAUUACUUUGUAGAUAUGUGGCCCCUGGAAUAUAAAUUGAUUGAUUUCAUUGGUAGACAUCAAAUAUGUAUUCCCUUAUAAAUGAAUAGAUCAUUAAGAAUUGCAAACAUGAAUACAGCACAUUUUUCCAAAAUACAACCAUCAGAAUAAAAUGUUUAAACAGA
Xenopus laevis (African clawed frog) is the source of this 6173-nucleotide messenger RNA. RefSeq names its product solute carrier family 20 (phosphate transporter), member 2 S homeolog (gene slc20a2.S). Gene Ontology annotation, cellular component: membrane; apical plasma membrane. The transcript has 11 exons. The record is from RefSeq and is a predicted model, not a curated record. Gene Ontology annotation, biological process: phosphate ion transport; phosphate ion transmembrane transport; sodium ion transmembrane transport. NCBI's taxonomy places the organism in Eukaryota, Metazoa, Chordata, Amphibia, Anura, Pipidae. Gene Ontology annotation, molecular function: phosphate transmembrane transporter activity. The coding region runs from base 431 to 2392 and encodes 653 amino acids.